Stegostoma tigrinum is the source of this 3904-nucleotide messenger RNA. RefSeq names its product cytoskeleton-associated protein 2-like. Bases 43 to 2490 code for a protein of 815 amino acids. The transcript has 9 exons. Gene Ontology annotation, biological process: negative regulation of microtubule depolymerization. Lineage: Eukaryota; Metazoa; Chordata; Chondrichthyes; Orectolobiformes; Stegostomatidae. Gene Ontology annotation, cellular component: microtubule cytoskeleton. The record is from RefSeq and is a predicted model, not a curated record.
UGAAGGGUCUAGGCCCGAAACGUCAGCUUUUGUGCUCCUGAGAUGCUGCUUGGCCUGCUGUGUUCAUCCAGCUUCACACUUUGUUAUCUGCGACUAGAAUUGGCAAGUUUGCAAUGUACGCGGAGCAGCAAGCCACACGUGGUUAAGCCAGAGGAAAAGGAAUCAGAAAAUCAAAGGCGCCAGAAAUUAGAAGAGUAUCUGCAGAGAAAGAAGUCUGCUAACAACGUGGCGAUUCGAGCUAGGAGCCGUUUGGAAAACAGGGUGUAUUUGAGAGACAAGACAAACAUCGAGAAACUUCAGGCUUCUACAAGGCAGAAAGAGGCAAUGGUGUCUGGAGGGAAGAAGAUUGAAACAAAACAAAAUAUUCAAAAUAAUAAGUCACUGCAAAACAGAACCAUAUCCCAAUUCUCUACUCAAUCUGAAUCCACAUUGUUGAAAAUGGAAAGCCCAUUUGUUAAUAAUUCAGCCAGUAGGGAAACAGCAAUGCCUACAAAGCAAAUCACUCCACCUGAGAAACAGCUAUUAGCUGCUCAAGAGAAUACUUUGAAAGUAGAACAAAAAUUGAAAGGAAAUGCCAAUGUAGCUGUUAACAAAAGCAAAUCUGCUCAACAAAGCACAGAAUCAAAGAUGCUACCUUUUGGCCAAAAGUACAAUUCUGAUGUAGAUCAAAAAUCAAAAAGUCAACCAAAAGUCCAGAAAGCCACACUCAGCCAAUCCUUUCUUGCAGUCAAAAAUGAGCGGGCCAAAUUAAUGAUUGUUGAAAAGAACAAUCAAUCAAAGCUGACUAAUACUACUUUUAGCAAGCCAGUAUUAGGCUCAUUUCGUGGUAAGAUUGUAGAAUCUAAAAUCCAGUCCUUUAGAUUAGGUUCUCGGCAAAAGGAGAGGAAACAGGAGAAAACUGAUCUUGUAACACAUGCCUCUGCAGAAAUGCACAAUAAAGAAUCCAGAGGCAUAAUGCACAAGCCUAGACCGAAGGGAGUAGAAAACGUGCAUCCUCUUUGGAGGACAAUGAAUGUCACGUCCCAGAGUAAACAAAAGAGUUUGACUGCAGCAACUGGCCUCUGCACUACAAGCAGCCAGAAACCACUUGUAACUGAUGUGCUAAAUACAAAGAUAGAUUUUACACAGUCAGGCCAUGGCAACACUGCAAUAGUAGCAACACAGACAAUCAGUACAAAGAAAACUACUGUGCCAUUCCAAAACCCCUCUAACAGUGUAUCUGCAAGACACCCAUCAUGGAAUUUUUCAAAAGCCGUUGGUAACCUAAAACCUCUAAAACAGAAAGUGCCCGUUGAAGUGAAGAGUGGAACACAGCUAACACAAUCGAUAGCGUCAAAAGGGAAAUUAGUAAAAAGACCAACAACGACAUUGCAAAGAAAGAAAGUAGUGGAAGAACCAGUGGAAUCGCGUUGGACAACAAUUGUUGAGGAGGAGAAUCGGACCGAACUUGUGGAACAAAUUAAUCAGACUCUUUCUAAAUAUCUGAAGCAGAUUAAUGAGGGUUGUCCAAGUGAAGAUUGUUUGAGAUCUCUUCAAGCUUUCAUUGAGAGUGUUCCAAAAGCCAAGAAGUUUGCAAGAUACUGGAUCUGUCUUGCACAGCUUGAACAACGCAAAGGAUCUGUCCACGAUGUCAUGACUAUUUAUGAACAAGCCAUCAAGAUAGGCGCACAGCCUGCAAAUGAAUUACGCAAUACACUUGUAGAUAUUUUGAAAAACACCAAAACUCCCAAAAAAACUCAUGUGGCAAUGAACAAAACUGAAGAUGGAGUACUGAAAGAUCCAAAGCUGGAACUGUGUUGUGUCACUGAACAGAGUGUUCCUGAAGGAAAAAAAGUGGAGCUGGCAGAUAUUGAGGAGAGGCCUUCUAUAGAGGAAAAUAUGGGCUGCACAAAUGACAAACAGGAUCUCCCUCUAGAGAACCAAGAAAUGUGUAUUGCUGCAACUGAUGAUCACAAUGUUCCCAAAGAAAAUGAUGGAGCCCCCUUGUUUAUUAAACAGCAAGUUUCCUGUGAUGGAAAAGCAGACCUUGCAGCAGGUGAACUGCAACUUUAUGCAAGGGAAGAACUGGCGACCACAAUGAAAGAACUGCAUUCUCCUUCUAUGGAACAAGUGGUAAAUGAAGCUGAUGAUGAGGAUGAUUGUGGAGUGGAUGAUGUAACAGUUGACAACAUGAAGACCCCACUGAAGCAAAUAUUGACACCAAGUAAAAUAGAAAAUAGAGGAUCAUCUGUUAAGUAUAGUGUGAAAGCAACCCCUAGGAUUAAAUGUAACAAAAAUAUGACUCCGUUGGAAAACAGAAACUCUGCAAUCAACGUACUGAAAUUUCUGACGCCUGUGCGUCGUUCACAACGCAUUGAAAAGGCAUCUUCCCAAAUGCCAUUAAUGUUGCAGGACCAUGAUCCGUGUGUGUCUUCACUGGAGGAUCUAAAAAAAUUGGGAGAAGUAUCUACAGCCUACUCAUUCAGGAUGAAUAAUGCACUACAAGAAUGAACUGAUAUUUUCAAAUGAAUAUGGAUUAUCUGUUAACAUUUUAAUUAAAUGCACCUUGUGUCCCAAAGCAUCAUUUAGUCCAAUUGCAGUGCAGUCUGCUUCUGCAUAAUUGUUUCCUAGCCAUUUCUAAAUAGUUAAUAUUCUGAAUUUUAUACUGCCUUCAACAAAAGUGUAGAAAAUUUAGUGUUUAUGGCUACAGUUGUUUUCAAAUACUUUAAUGCUCUGCACUAUGACAAAGACCUAGAAAACUGAUGGAUGAAAAUGAGCAUGGUUUUAAAACUCCCAAGUCUAUUGGAGUUCAAUACUAUGCAUAUUCUUGUCUUUAGCUGAAGAAAUUCUAACUUCUUGAUCCAGUGUUGUAAGAAAAAAAAUCCUUUUUUUUAAUCAAGCAAAGUGCUGUAGGUUCUAAUUCUGAAGUAAAUACAAAUAAGAUUUGUUAAGCAUCAUCUGAGAGAGAAAUGGUUCAUGUUUCAGGCCACUGGGUUUUUGUCAGAACUGGGAAAUGUUAGAGUUGUAAUCAAUUAUUUGAGCAGUGGGUGAAUAGGAAAUAUUGUUUUCUUUCUUUGCUUGUUUUAAGUCUUCCUCCUUUCAUUUAGCAACAUAACUGGUCCAGGCACAUCAAGUUUUAUUUCUUGCCUCAUCUCCACUCCCUCUGGACCUAGAAUAGUAACCAUUUUGGUUCUUCAUUCUCUUCUGUCUUCCAUUCUUUUACAGUGUUCUUUUAAAAUCCUUGUCUCCCACCCCUCACUGACAUUUCCCAGUUUUGAUGAAAAGUCACUCUCACUUGAAAAACUGACUCAUUUGACUCUCUGCACAGGCAUUGUCUAACUGCUGAGCUUUUCCCCACCAUUUUUUAUGUUUUGCUUUUAUUAAUGGUUGGUAAUGUGCAAAAGUGACCCAUUCUUCCAACCUCAACAAAAUUUCUGCAGAUAUAAAUGUUUAAUUCUUCAGUUAUUAAUGCUUGAUGUGCACAUUUCUAAUCUUGUAUAAAAUAUGCAAUAUGGUUGCAAAGGAGAUUGGAAGAUACUGGUAGACAUAAUGGGUGUUUAAUAAAGCUAUUAAUUUAAGGCUUUGACUAAGCUAUCUCAGUCCUGGAAUUUAAGUUUGAGCAAACACUAAUUGAAUCAAACAUCUCUUUACUUAGAAUUUUCUCUUAUUGAAGAAAAUAAAACUAGUGGGAUUCACCGGUGUGAAGUAUUGUCUCGGUUUUAAAAGUAGUCUUUUUUUGCGAGACAUAAUGUGGUAAUUUUUAAUAAGCUUGCAACAAGUAUAAACCUUACGAAAUAACAAUGCAAAUGUGUUUUUAAUUUUUAAUUUUGCUUUGGCUUAGAAAUUCGAUAUCAUUCUCAACUGAAACUUUGUAUUUAUCUCUUUGUAUUGUGCUUAUUUUCAUUAAAUGAUUCUUGAUACUCUU